CCGCGGGUCCUGGGGCACUGGCGCUGUGUGCUGCGUGUGCAGCAGGGUGGGAGGGAGAAUGAGGGAGGAAGGGUGUGAAGCUUCUUGUGGAUGCACUCGACUGGGAGCCGGUCGUCGCUGGGGACUCCUGAUUUAAAUUUCUGUGUGUCCAGCAAACUGCAGUUUUCAGACCAUGGAGGCAGAGCAGAUCAUGGAGGGACAGCCACAGGUUCCAGAAAAUCCCCAUUCUGAAUACGGCCUCACUGAAAAUGUAGAGAGGAUAGUAGAAAAUGAGAAAAUAAAUGCAGAGAAAACAUCGAAGCAGAAGGUGGAUCUUCAGUCAUUGCCCACACGUGCCUACUUGGAUCAGACAGUUGUACCUAUCUUACUACAAGGACUCGCUGUGCUUGCAAAAGAGAGACCACCAAAUCCCAUUGAAUUUCUAGCAGCAUAUCUUUUAAAAAACAAGUCACAGUUUGAGGACCGGAAUUAACUCCAUAAAAAUGAGGACAGUUUGGCUGCUAGACUGAAAUGUUCAUUUGCCACAGUUUGUUUUCUGCUGUAAAAAUCCUUUGGAAGUUUGAUGUGUCUUUCUUAAUCACACAGUUUGCUUUACCCUUUGAGUUAUUUAAUAAAGAACACUUUACUUUUAA
Melopsittacus undulatus (budgerigar) is the source of this 632-nucleotide messenger RNA. RefSeq names its product dpy-30 histone methyltransferase complex regulatory subunit (gene DPY30). The transcript has 5 exons. Lineage: Eukaryota; Metazoa; Chordata; Aves; Psittaciformes; Psittaculidae. Gene Ontology annotation, cellular component: Set1C/COMPASS complex. The record is from RefSeq and is a predicted model, not a curated record. The coding region runs from base 173 to 472 and encodes 99 amino acids.